AUGAAGUUGUUCAUCCUGGUAGCUCUCUUUGGGCUCAGCCUUGCCCAGCACAACCCAAACUUUAAGCAUGGAAGGACUUCCAUUGUCCACCUGUUUGAGUGGCGUUGGGCUGACAUUGCUCAAGAGUGUGAACGCUUCUUGGGUCCCAAAGGUUUUGGUGGAGUUCAGAUCUCUCCUCCACAUGAGCACGUUCUAGUGAGCGAUCCAUGGAGGCCCUGGUGGCAGCGAUACCAGCCAGUUAGCUACAAGCUGUGCUCAAGGUCUGGCAGUGAGGCAGAACUGAGAGACAUGAUCACCAGAUGCAACAAAGUUGGGGUUAACAUCUACGUAGACACCCUUAUCAACCACAUGUGUAAAACCUUCAGUGGAACGGGAACCCACUCUUCAUGUGGAAGCUGGUUUGAUGCUGGGAAAAGAGACUUCCCCAGUGUUCCUUAUUCCUCCUUGGACUUCAAUGACCAAAAAUGCAAGACUUCGAGUGGCAAUAUUGAGAACUAUGGUGACAAAUAUCAGGUACGUGACUGCCGUCUGGAUAAUUUGCUGGAUCUUGCCCUGGAGAAAGAAUACGUUAGGGGUAAAGUGGCCGAGUACAUGAACAAGCUUAUUGACAUAGGCGUGGCUGGAUUCAGAAUGGAUGCCUGCAAACACAUGUGGCCUGGUGAUCUGAGCGUUGUCUAUGGUCGUCUGAAAAGCCUUAACACCCAGUGGUUCCCCAGUGGCUCCAGACCUUUCAUCUAUCAGGAGGUUAUUGAUCUGGGAGGUGAGGCUAUUUCAUCCAAUGAAUAUGUCAGCCUUGGAAGAGUGACUGAGUUUAAAUAUGGUGCAAAACUGGGAGAGGUCUUCAGAAAGUGGAACAACCAGAAGCUUUCCUACACUAAGUAUGUGUUGCUUCUACUGGUAUAG
Pundamilia nyererei is the source of this 903-nucleotide messenger RNA. RefSeq names its product pancreatic alpha-amylase-like. Bases 1 to 903 code for a protein of 300 amino acids. Gene Ontology annotation, molecular function: alpha-amylase activity; cation binding. The transcript is spliced from 5 exons. Gene Ontology annotation, biological process: carbohydrate metabolic process. NCBI's taxonomy places the organism in Eukaryota, Metazoa, Chordata, Actinopteri, Cichliformes, Cichlidae. The record is from RefSeq and is a predicted model, not a curated record.